AUGUCUUCUAGCCACCAAUACAUUGUUAAUGCUCAUUUCAAUGGGAGUGUUGUUGUAUCAGAUGAAGUCGGUUUGAUAUUUGAAAACACUGACGUAACUCGUUUCAGUGUAAAUAAAAGAUCGUCAUUCCAACAUUUUAAGGAAAGGUUACAGAUGAAGGUGAACGCUGGAUCAGUGUCACAGAUUACGUACAAAAAUAUUGUCCAUUUUGGGGACAAUCACUUUAAAUUUGUUCCACUAAAGGUUCGUGACGACGACGAUGUUGAAACGAUGUUCUCGAAUCAUGAACGUUUUGGGUUUCAACACAUUGAAUUAUAUGUAACAUUUGCACAAUGUGAAGAAACUCAAAAUUCUCAGGUCAUCAAUCUGUCCAUAAUUCCACACGAAGCAGUCGAAGAAGAAGACGGCGAAGAAGAAAACGAGACACAGGUUGAUGAUUUAUUUUCUACUUUGUUUGAGGAAGGGAACAUUGUCAACGAAGUCAACAGAGAUGAACAAUAG
This is a messenger RNA of Lathyrus sativus (Indian pea), 501 nucleotides long. The record is from the annotation of a GenBank genome assembly. NCBI's taxonomy places the organism in Eukaryota, Viridiplantae, Streptophyta, Magnoliopsida, Fabales, Fabaceae.